Messenger RNA from Thermothielavioides terrestris NRRL 8126, 2181 nucleotides. RefSeq lists its product as uncharacterized. Bases 1 to 2181 code for a protein of 726 amino acids. The record is from RefSeq and is a predicted model, not a curated record. Gene Ontology annotation, molecular function: DNA-binding transcription factor activity, RNA polymerase II-specific; DNA binding; zinc ion binding. NCBI's taxonomy places the organism in Eukaryota, Fungi, Ascomycota, Sordariomycetes, Sordariales, Chaetomiaceae. The transcript has 3 exons. Gene Ontology annotation, biological process: DNA-templated transcription; regulation of DNA-templated transcription.
AUGUCGACGGCCGACGCGCCAGACGCAACAAAUGCGGCGGUGGCCGAGCUGGGUUCUGCGGCCGCCGCGAAGCCGCAGCGCGUGCUGGCUUGCCUGCUCUGUCAGCAGCGCAAAAUCAAAUGCAAUCGCCAGUUCCCGUGCUCCAACUGCACGCGCACCGGCGCCCACUGCGUUCCCGCCAGUCUGGUCCCGCGCCAGCGCCGCCGCCGCUUCCCCGAGCGCGAGCUGCUGGACCGUAUUCGCCACUACGAGGCCCUGUUGCGCCAGCACGGCGUUAGCUUUGAGCCUCUCCACCCACCCCCCGCCGCCGCUGGCGCGGCCCCCACGGCUGCUGUUGCUGGUGCUGCUGCCGCCGCCGAGGCCCUAUCUGCUCCCCUCGGGGAUGCCGGCAAUGAUGAUGACGGCGACGACGACGAUGACGAUGAAGCGGUCGACGCCGGCUAUUUGCACGAUGGCGACGAUCUGCGAGCCGCCGUGAUUAAGAAGGCGUGGGAUUACACCUACCGCAGCGCCACCGAGAGCAACCAGCAGCUGCUCUUUGGCUCGCCCGCCAGCGCGAGCGACGUCGAGCUGACCGCCGCGCAUCCGCCGCAGGCCAAGAUCUUUCGGCUCUGGCAGAUCUACCUGGACAACGUGAAUCCGCUCCUGAAAGUCACGCACACCCCCACCCUGCAAGCUCGCAUCAUCGACGCCGUCGGCGACCUGGCGAACAUCAGUGCGCCCUUGGAGGCCCUGCUCUUCAGCAUUUACUGUGUCGCUGUUCUGAGUCUCCCCGACGAUCAGUGCCAGGCCGUGUUCGGCUCGCCAAAACAGGCGCUCCUGGCCGGGUACCAGCUCGCAUGCCGGCAAGCCUUGUCCAAGUGCCGCUUCUUGCAGUCUGGCGACCCCGACUGCCUGACGGCCCUCUAUCUUUACCUGAUUUCGGUCAGAAGCAUGAUGGACCCUCGGUCUCUGUCGUCCAUGUCGGCCGUCGCAAUCCGCAUCGCCCAGCGUUUGGGCUACCACAGCGAGGCCAGCAAUGCCAAGUGCAACGCUCUCGACGCAGAGAUGCGCCGGCGGCUGUGGUGGUCACUGGUGAUCUUCGACAAUCGGGUCUGCGAGAUCUUCCAUUACAAGACGGCAACGCUGAGCCCCACCUGGGACUGCCGGCCUCCGCUCAACCUGAACGACUUCGAGCUCCGGGCAGAAACCAAGAGCCUUCCGCAGGUCUCGGAGCGGCCUACCGAGGCCUUCUUUGUCGUUCUCCGCAGCGAGCUGAGCGAUUUCGUCCGCCACUCCGCCUUCCACCUCGACUUCAUCGACCCGCUGUUGACCUCCUUUGCCCAAACGAAGAUGGCUACACGAGGCAGCGGAAGUAGCCCGCCCACGCCUCGCGACCUGGCCGAACUGCAGAGGAAUGUCGAGGAAAGGCUGAGGCUCUGUGAUCCGCAGAAUCCGCUCCAGUUCAUGACAAUAUGGACGGCGCGGGGAUACCUCGCCAGGUGCUUCCUGCUGGAACACUGCUGGAAGCACUUGACUUCGUCGCCGAGCCAGCAAGCAGACGGCCACUCUGCUGCCGCCGUCGGCUACGCCCUCAGCGUAGUGCAAUGUGACACUAGGCUCAUGACGUCGCCCCUGACCAAGGGAUUCCUCUGGUACCACGAGUCCUUCUUCCCGUUCCUUGGCUACACAUACCUUCUUCAAAGGCUGAGGAAGCGACCUGCCGACGAACAGGCCGACCUGGCCUGGGAGGUCAUGAGCGACAACUACGAGGCUCGCAACAUGACUGCCAAGUUCAGCUACAUGGAGCCCAUCUUUGUCGUUUUUGCGCGACUGGUCAUGAUGGCCUGGGAGGCCCGCCAGUCGAUGCUCCGACAACACGGCCGGCCGGCGGAGCCGCCGCGGAUCGUGGCGUACGUCAAGCACAAGAUCCAGGGCAGCACGGACAUGACGCUCAUCAGCGGUGCCACAAGCGCGCUCAACCUGGCGGAGCCGUCAACGUCCAUGCCCGUCGGGAUCGGCGCGAAUACCGCCGCCGCCACGGCCGCCGCCGCCGGGCCGUCCUUCGCAGCUCCCGUCCCCCCCUGCGGGUACCCGGACGCGCCGGUGGGCCAGGCGGCCAUGAUCAGCCCUAUGGCUAUGGACAUGGACCCGUUCUGGCCCGCGAUGGACUGGGGAUUGGUGCCGAAUCGGCAAUGGUGA